UUCCGGGUGAAGACGUGCUCCGUAGCCCAUGUGGUGUAGAGGAGUCGCUGUGAAUACAUCGCGCUCUCGUUAAUCGGCCGCACAACGAAUCACCGGAGCUCCAGCGAUGACUUCAUUAGCGCACCAGCUGAAGCGCCUGGCUCUGCCCCAGACGGAGGCCGCCCUCGCUCACCGGAAACAUGUCGCCUCUCUGCUGUUUGAAGCCAAGGAAGCGUCGGUCCUGGACCGGGAGACGUUCUUCGCCAUCGGCUGCACAGGUCUGGAUGAACUCAUGGGGAUUGACCCUUCCUUUGAAGCUUUUGAGGAGACUCUGUUCAGCAGAAGCUCGGUUAGCCUGGAGCGCAGUGUGCAGACCAAGGCUGUGGUCCAGCAGCUGGACGAGGACAUCUCCGUGUUCCUCACCCACCUGUCCCCCUACUUCAUGAUCAAAUCGGCCCACAAGUGUCUGGAGUGGCUCAUCCACCGCUUCCAGGUCCACGUGUACAACGUGGACAGCCUGAUCGGCUGCGUCCUGCCCUACUAUGACACCAAAGUCUUCGUCCGGGUCGUUCAGCUCCUGAGGAUCUCAGACCCGACUCACAAAUGGCACUGGCUGCACCCCAUUCAGAAAGCCGGCGUCCCAUUGGCCCGAAGCACCCUGGUCGCGCACUGCUACACGGACAUGGGUUUUUUGGAGUUCGUCUGCGGCUCGGUCACCGGAUCUGUGAAGGAACUGUCCAAGCACGCCGGGGUCGCCGCCAAACUCCGAGUCCGCAUGUCUUUUUACGUCUCCAGCGUAGUGGCCGCUUUGGAUUCCGAUCACGUUUCCGACAUGCUGGUGGCCAAACUCCUUCCUUACGUACAGAAGGGGUUGAAGACCUCCCUGGUGGAAUACAAAUCGUCCACGUUCAUCAUCGUCUGCCAGCUGGCGUCGAAAUCCAUCCUGGCGCCCGCCCUGGUGAAAGCCCUGGCGUCGCAGGUCAGCAGAACGCUCCUCAAGACGCCUUCGCUCCUCCGAGAAGGGGUGGGGUGCCUGAUUGUACUUCUGCAGCAUCAGCAGUCGUCGGGUGAGGUGGGGCAAAAGCCGUUUCUUCACCUCUGCCAGGUGCCCGACCUGGUCGGCGUUCUGAAGGACAUCUCCGGCUCCUACGACAUCUCCUCCUUUUUGGAAUACCUUCUACUGAACUUGGUCUCGGCCAUCAUUCGCCCGGAAGGUGAAGACGCCGAUGCGGUAAGCCCCGUUGCAUGCAAAGCUAUUCUUGAAGCAAUACUCCACAAUAUCGCCCUGGAGGCAAAGCUGUCUAAGAUGUUGGCUCAGGCUUUUCUGGAUGAAUACUUCUCAUUAGGUGAGCACUGCUCUAAGGACGAUAACAAAAUGGCUGAGUUGGGAAAAAGCUUCCUGCCGAUCAUAAGGCUUUUGGAAACCAAAUACCCCCAAUCUUUGGAUUUUGUGCUGGAGAAACAGCUGAAGAACGCGUUGGCUCAGGAGGAGCAGGGUUUAUUCCACCAGUUCAUUACACUCUCCACCAGCAGGGGGAGUCACGAGCUGCUGGAAGACUGUCAUGCAUCUCUCCUACUCCGCUUAAACCAUCCGCAGCCAGCAGUGAGGAAACAGGCUGUCCUGCACCUUACCAACAUCAUGGAGUCCUCUAAGCCGGGUUUUGACGAAUCUUUCUUCAAGGAAGCCAUCAUGGCUCGUCUCAUGGAUGACAGCAUUGAGGUGCUUUUGUCGGCUUUGAAUUCUUUAAAGGUAUACCACGAUCACUUCACAGGCACCGAACAUAUAGUUUCCGAUCUUCUCACCUUAUUCUAUAGAACAGAUCUGUCUAAGGAUGAUGACUGGUGCAAAGUACUUCAAGAAGCUGCAAACCUCAUAAUCCUAAACAAAUCAAUAAUGGACUAUCCACAACUGUGCAACAAAAUGAUGAUGACAAUAAUACCUUAUAUGAUAUUCACAAGCAGAGAUUUUAAUUCGGCUGAGCACAGCCUGGCUGUUAACCUGGGAAGAAGCUCUGUAUGUGAUUUGCAUCCAUUGCUGAAGGGCUGGAGAAAAGCACUGGAUGACAGCUUGAAGCAGGCUAAACCCGAGCACUCUUUUACUGUGAUAAACAUGAACUUGGCUCACCUGUUAUCCAAUAACAUGGCCGGACUUGACUCCUCCUCCCUUUUAAACAUGCUGGAGGACCUGGUACAACUCGUGGAAAAGAAUGCUUUCACUGCAAGGGAGAAAUUAACUUUUUAUGUGCUCAGCCAUGCCCUAGUGAAAGGAUACUCGCAAUACCAGGAUCCUGGGCUCCAGGUUGCGAAAAAAAUCUUUGAAUUGCUUGACAAGAAACUGAGACAACUGGAGAGCUCGGCGCAGAUUGCUGAUGACGAGUGGCUGAUCGAUUACACCAGUGGAGAAGAGCUGCACAAACUGCUGCUGACCAAAUAUAUUGAUGAGCUAAACGCGGAGCACAGUGCCGAAUCGGAGGAAGCGGUUCUGCUGAUGUUGAGGCUAAAGACCUUCGUAGAAAGUUUAAGGCGUCCGAAAUCUUUUCCAAGCGGUGAUUUAUGGUGGAAUCCUGAGACAAUGGACAGCGUGAGCUUUAACUACCUGGAAGUUCUUGUCGGGCUUUUUGAUGUGAUUGUGUUGGGGGCCAGUGAUGGAAAGCAUAAUGCCAGCUUUAGAACUCUCCUAGGACUUUUAUUCAAGGAACACUUAAAGGAUCCAUUUCAAAGAUUUGGCUUCCUUUCCCUGUUAUGGACAUCGUGCUACAACCUCACAAGUUCACUUGGCUGCAAGGUGAACGCGGUUCUGCAGACUCAAGCGCUUUACAUCGGCCAGAGCUUCCUUGCUUCUGAGACUACAGCAAAGAAAAAACAGUUAAUGCUGAUCUCUUCUCCAGUGGUGGUAUCCUUGCUGGUCAAUUUGACUAGUCCAGUUAAGGAGGUAAGGAAAGCUGCUAUUGCCUGUCUAAAUGUACUAAAUAUUGUAACGGAUUCCCCAAUGUCCCCAGUCAUACAGGCUGUGAUGGAAAGAACUGAAGAGAUUGUGGCUGACUCUGCCUAUGUGUCAAUGCUUCUUGGUGAUCUAUUUAUGACUGUAAGUACUUCAGACCCAUCUAAGGGUGCACCUAAACUCUCAAGUGCUUUGGAUCAACUCUUGUGUGUACUGCAAACAUCAAGCUGCCCGUCCUACGUUGGCAAAGUUUUACUCAUGGUGCUACAUGAUGUAAACGGUGAGGGUGUCCUCAUUCAGCUUCUGCCAGUUUUGGAGAGAUUGUUGGAGAAGGUAGCACAUAAUGCCAUAGAUGAAGAUCACAUAGACGAGGCACUUUUGCUUCAGCUCAUUCUCAGAAAAUUUAACAAGCAUUCUGCUUCUCUCUUGCCCAAGAACCAGCAAUGCCUAGAUAUGUUUGUGCAAGUUCUGAAGACUCCCCAAGUCGUUCACAGUGGGAUACCCACUUUCCAAAUUGUUGCCCUGAAACAAAUCAAUAAAGCAUUCUUUGCUGCUAUAGAUGAUGAAAGUGUUCAGCAGAAGCUGCUUGGUGUCAUGUUUGAUUUGCUAGUAGACAACCAAAAUACUGAAAGUUCCCAAGCUAUCAUCAGUGCUUUUAAAUCUCUCUCUAUAAAUGCUGGACUCAUCAGUGCAGAACUUGAACCCCCUGGAAAAGACAAAUGCAUAUUAUCUGUGCGCCAAACAAGGAGGUCUAAAAUGCAGAAGCCAAAGACUGACACACAGGGGGAAGACAAUGUGAACUGGCCCAGAACCACUAUUAUUCUGGAGCUGUUGCAGCACAAGAAGAAACUAAAAGAACCACAGCGAUUGGUCCCUACCCUCUUUUACCUGCUCUCUAGGUGCCUCGAGUCUUCAACUCUUAAGCUGGAAAACUUUGAGUACAACCAACAACUGAUCCUCAGCUGCCUGCACAACAUCUGUCAAAAACUUUUAGCUGAUAAUGGGAAAAAUGCAAAAGAUAUUCUGGGUGAGGAAAAGUUCAGCGUAGAACUGAUUGUCCAGUGUGUGAGGACCUCUGAGAUGCCCCAAACUCAUCAUCAUGCUUUGCUACUUCUAGGAACCGCUGCUGGAAUAUUCCCAGACAAAGUUCUGCACAACAUCAUGCCCAUCUUCACUUUCAUGGGUGCCAGUGUCAUGCGUUUAGAUGACAGUUACAGUUUUCAAGUAAUCAGUAAGACUGUGCAGACUGUGAUCCCCUCACUUAUUCAGGUAGGGGAGGAAUCCUCUAAGGAGACGAGAGAUGAUGUGGAGAAAGUGGUUGAAAAGAUUUUACAUGUAUUUGUAGAUGCCAUUCCUCAUGUUCCAGAACACAGACGCUUGCCCAUUCUGUCACAGCUCCUGGAGAUUGUAGGGGCCGGGCGCUUUCUCUGGGUGCUACUGGUUCUUUUUUUUAAGCAGCAUGUGUCCAAAACGAUGGAAAAAAAUGAAGAGAAGGAUGCAGCUUUGGAGCGAGAUACCGAUUUUUGGAUAACCGUCUGCUGUAAGUUCAGUGUCCAUAUACAGCUAGAAAGCAUGAUAAAACUCUUGAGAUUUCUUGCCAGUCUGCCAGAAAAUAAUGAAGAUUUGCAUCAGCAUGUGAAAGGAAAGACACAUAAACCUCAGAAGCAAGACUUUGAGCUCUUCAGUUUGGAAACUCACUCAGCCAAGCAGCUGCGCCACUUUAAGUUCUUGUCCGUAUCCUUCAUUACCCACAUCUUGGCAUCUCAAAGCUUUAUCGGCAAGGUUGUACAAUGUGAAAAUGCUGAAGACUUAAAAAGCCUGGAGCAAGGGUUAUUGGAAGAAGUUCUUCGCUAUAUCAACUCAGUAGCAGGUUCAGUGGAAGCAAAUGCAGACCAACCUACAGCAAAAUUCUGGCGAGCGCUUCUGAACAAAACCUACGAGCUGCUGGAUAAGGUCAACGCUUUGCUGCCCACGGAAGUGUUUAUCCCAGUAUUACGUGGUCUCCUGACCAAUCCGCUGCCAUCUGUGAGGCGUAAAGCAAUGGAUAUACUAAACAAUAAAUUGCAACACCAAGCCCAAUGGCGGGAAGAACAAUGCGAAUUACUUUUGGGACUUGUUAAUGACCUCCUGAUUGUUGCACAACGGAAUUCUAACAUGGAAGAGGAAGAGCAAGCCAUUAACAGACAAACUGCCUUAUACAGCUUGAAGCUGCUCUGCAAACAUUUUGGUUCUCGGAGGCAGCAAGCGUUUGUGCCUGUAAUUAAUGUGGCCGUAGACAUCAUUGCAGAGGGGCAAAAGGAAAAGAACAUAUUGGGCAGUGCUUUGCUGUGCAUUGCAGAAGUUACCAGUGUAAUCAAGGCCCUGAGUAUUCCUCAGCUUCCCAGACUGAUGCCAGCUCUACUUUCCACCUUAAAAGAAAGGAAAGAACUGCUUACAAGCGAGAUUCACCUGCUCAGCAUAUUGACGGCGCUGCAAAAGGUGCUAGAGACACUGCCACAUUUCAUCAGCCCCUACUUAUACGAGUCGUUGCUACAGGUUACACUGCUUGAUAAAUUAGAUGUUAAAGGUGGGUCAACUUCUCAGAUUUCGUUAAGAGUUAAAGAUCUGAAAACCACGUUGUCAACCAAGCUGACCACCAGAGUUCUCCUUCCCGUGAUCUCCAAAUGUUACGGCCACCUCGUGGACACAAAGCAGCAACAAUGCAUCCCCUCUCUUAUGGAUGUCUUGAGGGAACACAUAGCUGGAAUGGAUAAGCUGCAGCUCUCGGCUCACCAGGCCGAAUUUACAAGUUUUUUUCUCAAGGCCUUGGAUUAUAGAGUUGAGCAAUCUGAGAUCGACCUAAAAGAAGUGGGUAACAUUGAGGGGCAUAUCCUCAACUGUCUGGUCAUCAUGAUCAUGAAGCUGUCGGAGGCAACAUUCAGGCCACUCUUCUUCAAGCUUUUUGACUGGGCUAGAACAGAAGGCGCCCCAAAGGAGAGACUCAUCACCUUCUGCCGGCUCGCAGAUUGUAUCGCCGACAGAUUGAAGGGGCUCUUCACAUUGUUUGCUGGACAUCUCAUCAAGCCAUUGGCUGAAGUUUUAAAUCGGACAAACACCGUAAAAACAGAUGAAGCGUUUUUUGAAUCUGAUGACAACAGCGAGAAAAGUUGCCUACUGCUGGAUUUUGUUCUCAACUGCCUGCAUAAAGUCUUCCUGUAUGACACUAAGCAUUUUCUCACCAAGGAAAGAGCAGAUGCUCUGAUGAUGCCCUUGCUGGAUCAGAUUGAAAACUUGCUUGGUGGAGAUGAGAAGUUCCAGUCGAGAGUAAACGAGAGCUUGGUCCCUUGCAUCGCUCAGUUCUCUGUUGCCAUGGCCGAUGACUCUCUUUGGAAGCCGCUUAACUACCAGAUUCUUUUAAAGAUGCGACACUCUUCCGCAAAGGUUCGCUUUGCCGCACUGCUCGUAUUGGUUGAUUUGGUGGAGAAAUUAAGAGAGAAUUAUUUGGCCCUGCUCCCAGAAACCAUCCCUUUCCUAGCAGAACUCAUGGAGGAUGAGAGCGUAGAGGUUGAACAGCAAUGCCAGAAGACCAUCAAGCGGCUAGAGAGCAUUCUUGGAGAAUCAUUGCAGAGCUAUUUCUGAUUUGAGCUGCCUUUUUUCACUGCCUAAAGCCCCAUACACACUAUCAGUUUUUUUCCUGCAGGUUUUUCUCCAGGUUUACCAAAACCAUCUAAUA
Messenger RNA from Rana temporaria (common frog), 6632 nucleotides. RefSeq names its product HEAT repeat containing 1 (gene HEATR1). Bases 107 to 6538 code for a protein of 2143 amino acids. Gene Ontology annotation, molecular function: snoRNA binding. Gene Ontology annotation, biological process: positive regulation of transcription by RNA polymerase I; maturation of SSU-rRNA from tricistronic rRNA transcript (SSU-rRNA, 5.8S rRNA, LSU-rRNA). Gene Ontology annotation, cellular component: 90S preribosome; t-UTP complex; small-subunit processome. NCBI's taxonomy places the organism in Eukaryota, Metazoa, Chordata, Amphibia, Anura, Ranidae. The transcript has a single exon. The record is from RefSeq and is a predicted model, not a curated record.